Molecule: messenger RNA, 2285 nt
Organism: Lactuca virosa
Lineage: Eukaryota; Viridiplantae; Streptophyta; Magnoliopsida; Asterales; Asteraceae
Source: the annotation of a GenBank genome assembly
ACAACAUUUAUGAAAGUAACUUUAUCAGCAUCCUAUAAAACUCACUUCCAUCUCCGACGUCCAACACAGAUCACCUCUGCACCUGCCGGACGGCUGCUGAUACUAUCUCAGGCGACAUCUUCUUCACACGGAGACGACGCUCCUACCGCUAUUCGUUCUCUGAACUCCGUUCUCUUAAAACCAGGAAAUUUAAAAACAAUCAGUGUUUGUAACUGAUCAACAAUCAUGGCGGAUUUGGAUGAGAUGCUUCUUGAAGCAGCAGGAAGAACAGGAAGAAACCAGCAUUCAACAACACCAUCAAGAAGACAACGAAAGGGUUCAUAUUCCGAUGAUGGAAGUGAUUCAAGAGAUGAUGAUUCAGACAAUGAUCGUGGGUAUAAUAGCAGAAAGCCUUCUGUCUCUCAAGUUCCUUUAAAGAAACGAAUAGAUCCUUCAGAACAUGAUGAUGAACACAGCAGCAGCCGUGAAGACGAUGAAGAUGAUGAUGAUGAUAGAUAUGAUCGUGAAAGAGACAGUGAUGAUGACUCAGUUGGAAGCGAUCUUUACAAAGGCGAAGAAGACAGACAAAAACUCGCAAAAAUGUCAGAACUCGAACGAGAACAAAUACUCGCUGAACGUGCCAAUAAAAAAAACGAUAAAGACUUGAAGAACAGAAUCAAGAAACAAACAGAAAAAUCGAAUCAGAGAAAAGACAGCCCCCCAACUCACACGGUCAACCGGGCAGUCCGGUCAUCUGCCCGGUCAGCCGACCGGGCAGCUGCAAAAGACGGCGCAUUGAACGAACUCCGUGCCCGGAAACGACUCCGCCAGCAGGAUCCAGAAUCUAACUGGAAACGAAGAGACACAGAGUCUACAGUCAAACGAAAGACCUUCACUCCAGCUCCUUUAAGCAACUCGAGCCGUAGUGACAGCGGGUCCCACAGUGAAGAUGAAGACUCAACGGGCGAAAUGGGCGAUAGUGAUGACGAGAAAAUGUCCAAAGAGUCCUCGGUUCUUAAAUAUGAAGACGUGAAGGGAAUCACAAUCCGAAGGUCAAAACUGGCAAAAUGGUUCAUGGAGCCGUUCUUUGAGGAGUUAAUCGUCGGUUGUUUCGUGAGGGUCGGAAUCGGAAAGUCCAAAUCCGGUCCGAUUUACCGCCUUUGCAUCGUUAGAAACGUGGAUGCCGCCGAUCCCGAUAAACAAUACAAAUUAGAAAAUAAAAUGACUCAUAAAUACUUAAAUGUCGUUUGGGGAAAUGAAAACUCAGCCGCCAGGUGGCAGAUGGCGAUGAUUUCAGAUUCCCCGCCUUUGAAAGAAGAGUUUGACCAGUUGAUCCGGGAGGUUGACCGCCACGGUGGACGGAUGCCUAGCAAACAGGAGGUGUUGGAAAAGCGGGAAGCCAUUGAAAAAACCAAUACUUUUGUAUACUCUGCUGAAACAGUCAAACAAAUGUUACAGGAGAAAAAGUCAACGAUAAGAAGACCAUUGAAUGUUGCAGCUGAAAAAGAUCGAUUAAGGAGAGACAUAGAAGUGGCUAGAGCGAAGCAGGAUUAUGUGGAAGUUGAAAAGAUUGAAGCAAAGCUUCUAGAACUAGAAGCUUCCAGACAAACACAACAAAAGGAUAAAAAAGCGAUAAGACUCGCGGAAAUGAAUAGAAAAAAUCGAGUUGAGAAUUUUAAAAAUGCGUCCGAAGUGAAGCCAGUGGCUACGGGUUUAAAAGCGGGUGAAGCGGGAUAUGAUCCGUUUUCGAGGCGGUGGACCCGGUCGAGGAAUUACUAUGUUCCGAAGCCUGGUGAGGCGGUGGGUGAAGGGAAUGGUGGGCAGGCGGCGGAGGCGGUGGUGGGUGGUGGUGUGGUGGCUACGGUGGCGGCACUGGAGGCAGCGGCGGAUGCUGGGAAGUUGGUGGAUACGAGUGCUCCGGUGGAUCAGGGGACGGAGUCGAAUAUGUUGCAUGAUUUUGAGCUUCCGAUUUCAUUGGCUAUGCUUCAGAAGUUUGGUGGGCCCCAUGGGGUACAGGCGGGGUUUAUGGCACGGAAACAGAGGAUAGAGGCGACGGUUGGGUGCCAGGUGCCGGAGAAUGAUGGGAGGAGGCAUGCGUUGACACUGUCUGUUAGUGAUUACAAGAGACGGAUGGGUCUCCUUUGAUAUGGUAGUAAAAUGGUUUAUGCUUUCUUAUGUUGGUGGAUAUGAACUUGAAUUAUGUUAUGUUAUUGCUAUGGUUGUGUUGUUUUUCUUUGGGCUAACCACAAAAAAUAGCAACGUACUUUCAUUUAUUUGUAAUCUGAAAAAUCUACUAAAUUAUAGCA